Aspergillus campestris IBT 28561 is the source of this 453-nucleotide messenger RNA. RefSeq lists its product as uncharacterized. Lineage: Eukaryota; Fungi; Ascomycota; Eurotiomycetes; Eurotiales; Aspergillaceae. The transcript has a single exon. The coding region runs from base 45 to 404 and encodes 119 amino acids. The record is from RefSeq and is a predicted model, not a curated record.
CGAAGAAAAGAACCGGAUCCGGAUUGACUGACCUCAGAGGGGUGAUGAUGUCAUUUUCGCAUCAUGGAGGGUUUCUAGCACUGUCGCCCACAUAUCAGGCACAGGGGGAAUUAUUAAUGUCGGAAAAAGGUUCACGUCUAGGUGGUGCUGUCGGAGUUUUGUUCAACUUACUCGACUCGGUAUGUGGUGGGUCUCUUCGCAGUCGAUCCGGUCAUGAUGAAGCUGUGGAGUUGCGGAUGGAUGACUUGCUUGCCCUAAUUCAUCAUGAUCAAUGGUUUAUGCUUGGACUCCCACUGGGGGAUUCUUUAUUUGAUUUAUUUCUAUUUUCCUGGAUAUGGACAUGUAUAUAUAUAUUUCUAUAUUCAAUCAUUUAUCGAGAGUUAGUGAACACUGGUUGCAAUUGAAAGGGUGUGUCGCGACAUAUAAUUCUACUGGGACACAUCUCAGGACAAG